AACCGUCUUUAGUAUAUCGUAAAGCAGCCAACUAGAUACUCACCUGGUCCAUUUCCGAUCACCACUUUUCAUAUAAUUGUCCUUUCUAAAAUUCCAAUUCGUUUUAUUUUUAUACUUUUUCUUUCUUUUUUUUUCUUCCCCCCCAUUGAAACCUAUUCUACCCUUUCGAGUUUUCAUUAUCGCGAAUGAAAAAAAAAUGUCUUGAUCGAUCAAAACCAGUUAUAACGCGAACGUAUUUUUUUUUUUUUCUAAAUUAAGAUUCACUUGCGAGUUUUAGUUAUCAUCAAGAAAAAGUGUAUAUAAGAAAGAAAAAAGACAAGAGAGAGAGAGAGAGAGAGAAAUUUGUAGUUUUGAUAGUUUGGAAAUCUUCGAUUAGAUCAAGGGUACCAAGUUAUCGAAAUGAUUCGUUUGAAGAACGUGAUAAAUGUCAUCGUACUGCUAACCUUUGUGUUUCAUGGAUCGAUCAUCUGUCAGGAUUUCAAAUCGGAUGAUCCAGGACUGAACGAGCCAGAUUUUGUUACUCCGGAAUACAUAUUACCAUGUUCACGAAAGGAUCCCAAAUUUGAGGUAUGCGUGACGAAAACGUUGAACCAUCUGAAGCCUUAUUUGGUGAAAGGAAUUCCGGAGUUGGAUUUGCCACCGAUCGAGCCAUUAACGAUACCAGAAUUGGGUAUGGAAAAUGGGCAAGGUGCAGUUAGAGUUAGUGCACUUUUUUCAAACAUCACAGUCCUAGGUGCUGGCAAUUAUAAUAUGACGAAAGUCCGAGUGGAUUUGAACACUUUGAGGAUCGAUCUUCAUCUAACUAUUCCUAAGGUCGAGUUACAGGGUCGUUACGAGGUAGCUGGGAACGUUCUUUUGUUUCCCAUUAAGAGUCAUGGUGAUUUUUGGGCACUUUUCGGUGACGUAGCGGCAAUAGCACGUGCACAAGGAGCCAUAGAAAUUCGAGAUGGUAUACGUUACAUGGGACUUACCAGAUUACUGAUAGAUUUUAGUCUUGGCCGUGCAAGAUUUCGUAUAAUCGACGAAUUAAAUGGCGACAACGUGAUUGGCCAAGCGAUGAAUCAGUUUCUCAAUCAAAAUGCGAAAGAGAUAAUUGAAGAAAUGAGACCGGCUGCGAGCAGUAGCAUUGCCAAACACUUCCUAUCAUUCCUUAAUACGGCCUUUAGGAAGAUACCACUCAAAGUUUGGCUACGUGACGUAUAGUUUAUGAUAAUUGAAUAUUUCAAUAUUAUUAUAACAAAGGAGAUUAAAAGAAAGAGAAGGAAGGAAAGAAAAAGAAUUAAAAAAUUAAAAAUAAAAAAAUCGAAAGGCUUACUAAUAUCGAAUAAUUAUUUUUAUUAUUUUUAUGAAUAACGUGCGUGUGAGAUAAUACCAGUACGUUCUUCUUUAAAUAUUACAUUCAAAAAAGAACUUAAAGUUUCCAAAUUAAUUGGCAUUUCUUUCUCUUUUCUUUCUUUAUUUAAUGAUUUUAUAUGUAUAUAUUAUAAACUCGCAUGCGUUCUUUUCAAGGAUACGACAUGUGCAGGAUGAUUCUAUUCGAUAUUGAAAAAAUAAUACUAAAUUUAUUAACGAACGAACUUUCGUGUGUUUCGAAAGCUGUUCGUUAUCAAAAAAUAAAAAUUAAAAAAAGAAAAAAGAAAAAAGAAAAAAACAGACUAUACAAAACAGACUAAAACAAAUAUAUAUAUAUAUGCUUUAUUUUUUUUUUUUUUUAAAUCGGAUAGCAUCGUAGAAUAAUGUUUUAUAUAAAAUCAUAUGGAUCUCUAAUACGCAUACGUGUACAUAUACAUACGUAACGUUCAAUCGUUUCGUCGAUUCAUAUUCGAUCUAAACAUCAAAAAUUUUAUCGAUCUCACGUUUCCACAAAUUUGUCGUCCAACUUGUACAUAGUUUUUCAUAGAAGGCAGUAAAAAAAAAAAAAACCAACCAUAAAAUCCAAAGUAAAAAAAAAAAAAAACUUGAAUAACUUUCAUGUAUUAAUCUUAAGAUAUUUUUUUUUUUUGUUUAACUUACUUGUGAUAGCAUUUACAUUAUCUAUAUAUACAUAUACAUUUAUUAUAUUAUUAAAAAGGAAACUUUGUACAUAGAAAUAAAUCUGAAUAAAUAAAGUCGAUGAAAAGCAA
This is a messenger RNA of Vespula vulgaris, 2123 nucleotides long. RefSeq lists its product as uncharacterized. The coding region runs from base 400 to 1203 and encodes 267 amino acids. Lineage: Eukaryota; Metazoa; Arthropoda; Insecta; Hymenoptera; Vespidae. The transcript is spliced from 4 exons. The record is from RefSeq and is a predicted model, not a curated record.